AUGGCUUCUUGGGAGGAAUAUCUAGCGAGCCAGCAAAACAAUGACGGUGUUCAGUUCACCUGGAACAUGUGGCCGCAUAGUAGGAUUGACGCUCAACGACUCGUUGUUCCACUAACCUGUUUUUUCACUCCGCUCAAAGAAAAACCAGCAACUGAGCCACAACAGCCUCCUAUCGAGUAUGAUCCAGUGUUGUGCCAAAAAGCAAGUUGCAAAGCGAUUUUGAACCCAUUGUGCGCUGUCGAUUUCCGCAGUAAAACCUGGGUGUGUCCGUUCUGUUCGAAUCGCAAUCCAUUCCCAGCUCAUUAUGCAGCAAUCGCUGAAGAUAACCGCCCGCCAGAGCUUUAUCCACAAUUUACUACUAUUGAAUACACAUUACGGAAGGCAACCACAAUGCCUCCAAUUUUCGUUUUUGUCGUUGACACCUGUAUGACAUCCGAGGAGCUCAAAUCACUGAAGGAAUGCCUUCAAACCGCAUUGUCGCUUCUCCCAGCCGAUGCUCUUGUCGGUCUUAUCACUUUUGGAAGAAUGGUUCAGCUCCAUGAGUUGAAUGUUCAAGGAAUUGCGAGAAGCUAUGUGUUCAAGGGAACGAAAGAAGUCACCCAGAAGCAAAUCAAAGAUGUGAUCGCUUCCGGUUUGGGAGCUCGACCUGUCGCUGGUCCGGCGGGAGGCGGUGCCGGCAUCGGACCGAUUGGAGGAAUGCCGAUGGGACCAAUGAAUGGCGCCGGGCCGGUUGUUGGUGGAAUGAAUGGGCCGCCGGGUGCGGGACCAAUGGGCGGACCACGUGGGCCGAUGCCUGGAAUGCCGCAAGGAGCGAUGCCACAAGCGCCACCACAUAAUAAAUUCCUUCAGCCGAUCAGCGAAUGCGACGAGUCGAUCAAUGAUCUCAUUGAUCAGAUCACCGUUGAUCGUUGGCCAGUUCCACAAGGGCAUCGGCCGUUGAGAGCCACUGGCGCGGCUCUUGCUGUCGCUGUCACACUUCUUGAAUCGUGCUUCCCGAACACCGGUGCCCGCAUUAUGACGUUCAUUGGUGGCGCUUGCACUCAUGGCCCCGGUGCUGUUGUCGGCGAGGAGCUCAAGAAUCCGAUUCGAUCGUGGCACUCGAUCAAAGAGGAUAACGCGCCAUUCAUGAAGAAGGCGACGAAAUUCUAUGAUUCGCUCGCGAAUCGUGUUGUCAAGAACGGACACGCCGUUGAUAUCUAUUCGUGUGCGCUUGAUCAGACGGGACUUCUCGAGAUGAAGAAUUUGUUCAAUUCGACCGGCGGGCAUGUCGUCAUGGGCGAUUCGUUCAAUUCAUCGCUGUUCAAGCAAACGUAUCAGCGCUCGUUUGAAAAAGACGCCAAUGGAAACCUUAAAAUGGGAUUCAACGCCACAAUGGAGGCCAAAGUCGGCGCUGGCUUGAAGAUUGAAGGAGUUUUGGGAUGUUGCGCGUCGGGCAAUGUCAAAAACGCGAACGUUUCCGAUCAAGAAAUGGGAAUUGGUGGCACGUGUCAGUGGAAAUUUGGCGCGAUUUCGCCGCGCACCACAAUUGGCGUCGUUUUCGAGAUAUCGGCGCAACACGGAACGGCGAUUCCGCAAGGCGGAAGGGGCAUGGUUCAAUUCGUGACUCAGUAUCAACACUCGGACGGACGUAAACGCAUUCGAGUGACGACGACAUGCCGAAGCUGGGCAGAUAUGGCGACGCAACAGCCGAAUAUCGCCUAUGGAUUUGAUCAGGAGGCGGCGGCGGUGGCGAUUGCGCGGCUUGCUUCAUUCCGCGCGUCGAACGAGAAUGAUACGCCAGAAGCGCUUCGAUGGUUGGAUAGAACACUGAUUCGAUUGUGUCAGAAGUUUGGUGAAUAUGCGAAAGACGAUCCGAACAGUUUCCGGCUCAACGACAAAUUCUCAUUGUUCCCGCAAUUUAUGUUCCAUUUGAGGCGAUCCCAAUUUUUGCAAGUGUUCAACAAUUCUCCGGAUGAGACCGCUUAUUAUCGACACAUUUUGUUCUCUGAGAAUGUGCUUGAAAGCACCACGAUGAUUCAGCCAGUGUUAUUCAGCUACUCCUUCAAUGGUCCACCGGAGCCAGUUCUACUUGAUACGUCGUCAAUUCUUCCGGAUCGCAUUCUUCUCAUGGAUGACUAUUUCCAUGUGUUGAUCUUCCAUGGACAGACAAUCGCGCAGUGGAGAAAGAUGAACUAUCAGGAUGAUCCGCAGUAUGCGACGUUCAAGCAGCUUCUCGAAGCGCCAGUUGCCGAUGCGACGGCGAUAUUGCAGGAGAGAUUCCCGAUGCCAAGAUAUAUUGUCACUGAGCAUGAAGGAUCGCAGGCUCGAUUUUUGCUUUCGAAGGUCAAUCCGUCCCUUACUCACAACAAUCCGUAUGCUUCUGAAGGCGGAGCGGCGGUUUUCACCGACGACGUUUCGCUUCAAGUAUUUAUGGAGCAUUUGAAGAAGCUCGCAUCGUCAUCGUCCACAUAA
Molecule: messenger RNA, 2451 nt
Organism: Caenorhabditis bovis
Lineage: Eukaryota; Metazoa; Nematoda; Chromadorea; Rhabditida; Rhabditidae
Source: the annotation of a GenBank genome assembly